Pyrenophora tritici-repentis Pt-1C-BFP is the source of this 972-nucleotide messenger RNA. NCBI's taxonomy places the organism in Eukaryota, Fungi, Ascomycota, Dothideomycetes, Pleosporales, Pleosporaceae. The record is from RefSeq and is a predicted model, not a curated record.
AUGCCCUUCCGUUAUGGCGCGUAUAAAGCCAGACUGCUAGGCCGAACGAAGGCUUCACUGGAAGUAUUUGUGGCGCCACAAGCCAGUUUCGCCAUCAACUGCUGGGCUAGCCUGAGCAAAUGCUCUCGUUUGCGCGUCCUCGAUUUGAGCCUGGUCUCUGAAUGCAUCAAUUUCCAAAGCUUGAAUCAAACCAUCCGCCAACUGGUAGACUUGCGGGAGCUCUGCCUACCCCGUUGCUCGUCAAGAUACGAACAAGCAGGCCCAUCCACCAACGUCCGCUGGCCACCAAAGCUCCAACAUCUUUCUCUAUCUGGGUCUGUGUCAGGCCAGUUCCUAUGGGAUAUGCUACGCCAACCUGAUAACUUCCCCCCGACAUUCUCUUCGCUCAGUAUACAUCACAGCCCGGGCUUAGACCAGCAAGGCAUCAAGCCACUACUACUAAGUUUAGCAAACACACUAACCGUAGUCGAACUGCGCGACCUUCCAGCCGUCAAACAAGGCCGCUUCAACUCCGUACUCGAUUGGCUCCCAAACGUCACCUCGCUCACCAUUGCCCUCGACUACAUUGACACCCGUUUCGGUAACAUGCCGUUGGAUUUCUCCCCUGCCCGCUGGCGCGAGGCCAAACCACUGCGCAGUCUGACCAUCAUGGCGUGUGGGCGUUCAGGCGACCCUUCACGUAGUUUUACCAUGACGGACUUGUACUCAUUGAUGGACGAGCGCUUCUUGGGCCGUUUGCGUUAUCUGAAUAUUGGACAGAGUACGGAGUGGGACAGGGAGGUGGAGGUUUUGGGCGCGUUGGAGUCCUUGCUUGUAGAGGAGUUGGACAAGGAGAAUUGGGUCGAAGGCAGAUGGCACUAUGAGGGUGUGGUGUCGCCGGGCAUACGAAACAUGGAUUACGAGACAUGGAUUACUGAGACUGCGAUUGGGAGGAAGAUGAGACCUCGGUUUCGCGUCUUGAAAAACCGAUGA